This is a messenger RNA of Plasmodium gonderi, 2019 nucleotides long. Its product is annotated as kelch domain-containing protein. Gene Ontology annotation, molecular function: protein binding. The record is from RefSeq and is a predicted model, not a curated record. Gene Ontology annotation, cellular component: Golgi apparatus. The transcript has a single exon. Lineage: Eukaryota; Apicomplexa; Aconoidasida; Haemosporida; Plasmodiidae. The coding region runs from base 1 to 2019 and encodes 672 amino acids.
AUGAGUUAUGCCUCGAACCAAAGCAACCUUAAGGACCAAGAUGCAUUUCACAGCGCAUACUCAAAGGAGAGUAAAGAAUGCACAAACAUUUACUUCAGAAAAAAUGAAAGCAGAAAAAUAUUAACAUGGAAUAAAUUGAAUGGAUCACCAAAUUGUGCCAAGACAAAUUAUAAAAAGAUGAACGAAAACGAUUCGGAUCAUGUGAAUGGUUCAGUUCAUAGAACAGGUUAUUGGAAUGAUGAAAAAGUUGUGUGUUUUCCUAGACGCACCGGAGCUGCAUCUGUGUUAUAUAAAAACCAUAUAUACAUAUUUGGAGGAUAUAGAUCAGAAAAAAGACUUAACGAUUUUUACAAAUAUAACAUUACAGAAAAUCAGUGGACUCAAUUAGAUAAUAAGAAUUGUCCAUCGAAAAGAGAAAAUAACCCUGCCUUUUUAUUUAAAGAUAAAAUGUAUAUAUUAGGUGGUUAUCAAGGAAAUGAAAUAUGGUUAAAUGAUUUUUAUUCCUUCGAUUUUAAUACAGAAAAAUGGGAAUUAGUUCAUGUUAAGAAGGAAAGUAUUAUAUAUUCACCCCCAUCAUUAUUUGGAUUUGCUAUAUCUGUUGAUCAAUUCAAAGGUGUCGUCUACCUUUUUGGUGGGUAUGAUGGAAAAACUGUACAUAAUAAAAUGUAUGCGUUUGAUUUAGAUGCAGAAAAAUGGAUUCAUAUACAACAAAGUGGUGAUGUACCAAGCCCAAGAUCAUGCGCCAUUGGACACAUAUCUGAUGGAUACUUUUACCUUUUUGGAGGAUAUAAUGGAGAGUAUGGAUUAAAUAUUUUUUACCAAUAUCAUUUAGAUACAGGUAUUUGGACAAGAAUGAAAUAUAAUAUGAAUGAUAAUAUAAAACAUUUUAGAAAUACUAAAGAAAAGGAAAAAAGGGAUAAUGAUCAACUGAAGGAGAAAUCAUGUGAUGAUGAAAUUUCAAAGGAUGAAAAAAAAUUAACAGAAUCAUUUUAUCAUCAUAAAGCUAUACCUAUGGCUAGAUAUUUUAUGGGAUCUUUUCUACAUAAUAAAUCUAUAUACAUAUUAGGAGGAUAUAAUGGCCUAAAAUCAGAAAGAUUAAAUGAUUUGUACAAAUUUGACAUACAUAAAAGAAUAUGGUUUAACAUCUCAACAUGUAAUAAUUUCACAAAAAGAAGUAGUAUGAACACACAUUUUUAUAAAAAUGCUAUUUACUGUAUUGCUGGAUUUGACGGAAAAAACUCCCUCAAUGAUGUAUACGCUUUAAAACUAGAUGAAGUCUACAUCGAACCACCUUCCCUCAUACAAUACUACAAAAUCAUGGUUAAUAAUUAUAGAUAUGCUGAUGUCAUUUUUGUCUUACAAAAUAAGUAUAUCUAUGGAUGUUCCUGUAUUUUGCUGGCUAGGUGCCCCAGCUUUAAGUCUCUAUUCGAUUUGUGGGUUCCCGGUUCCGGACCGAUUGGUGAGAAAGGGGAGACCAGAAAAACUGCUAGGGAAUGUGCUCUGAGGGAAUCAUUCACAGAAGAGCUUUUCCAAAAUGGGAAUUCGCAAAAUGGGCUUACACAAAACGGGUUAACACAAAACGGGCUUACACAAAACGGGCUUACACAAAUUGAGUUCCCACCAAGUGACGAAGUAACAAACGAAUUUUCAAAUUUUAUGGUAAUCCCAAUUUACGACACACAUUACGAUAUAUUUUUAAUAGUAAUAAAUUACCUGUACACAGAUGAGCUAUCUAUGAAUUAUUCACUUGACACCUACAUGCAUAUUGUGUUGUACGCCUAUAAAUAUGGUAUUUUCAGACUAAUGCAGUUAUGCGAACGUUCCAUUGGUUAUUAUGUAAAUGAAACAAAUGUAAUGGACAUUCUCAUAUUGAGCUACAGAAUCAGUUGUAAACAAUUAUGUAUAUCUUGUAUCGAUUUUAUAAUUAAUAAUAAAUUACUUGACGAGGCAAAAAUUAAUAGACUCACUUUGGAGCCUUAUUUAUUGGGUGAAAUUUACAAAAAGUGGAUUUUCAACUGA